Temnothorax curvispinosus is the source of this 1857-nucleotide messenger RNA. Its product is annotated as maltase A3-like. Gene Ontology annotation, biological process: carbohydrate metabolic process. The coding region runs from base 1 to 1857 and encodes 618 amino acids. NCBI's taxonomy places the organism in Eukaryota, Metazoa, Arthropoda, Insecta, Hymenoptera, Formicidae. The record is from RefSeq and is a predicted model, not a curated record. The transcript has 10 exons.
AUGAAUAAUGAGAAAUCUGCAAAAAGGGAAUGGUGGGAAACCACGUUAAUUUAUCAGAUUUGGCCUAGAGGAUUUCAAGACAGCGACGGCGAUGGUGAGGGUGAUCUGAAGGGUAUUAUUAGCCAGCUUGAUUAUAUCACAAAUCUUGGAAUCGAAACAAUUUGGUUGAAUCCUAUUUAUCGUUCGCCAUUAAUCGAUUCUGGAUAUGACGUCUCCAAUUACACGGAUAUAGAUCCUAUUUUUGGCGAUUUAGAAGACUUUGACAAUCUAAUACAAGAGGCUCACGAUCGAGGAUUGAAAGUCAUUCUGGAUAUUAUUCCUAAUCAUUCCAGCGAUCAGCAUGAAUGGUUCCAGUUAUCGGCAAAAAAUAUCGAGCCAUAUGUUGAUUAUUAUAUCUGGACAAAUGGUGGUAUCGAUAAGGACGGCAACAACAUUCCACCAAAUAAUUGGGUAAGCAUACAUAGUGACGAAGAAGGAUCUGCAUGGACAUGGCACAAUGAAAGACAACAAUGGUAUUAUCAUAAGUAUCAUAGUUCUCAACCGGAUCUUAAUUUGAGAAACGAGAAAGUAAUCGAAGAAUUAAUGGAUAUACUCGAUUUUUGGUUGAAAAGAAACGUCGAUGGUUUUCGAAUUAAUGCAGUACCUUAUUUUUUCGAAGACGAAGCAUUAAGAAAUGAAUCCUUUGCGGGAGAGGGUACUUAUACUUUUAGUCUUCCUGAAAGCACCGAGCUUCUUUACAUAUUUCGUGAAUAUAUCGAUAAAUGGGUAUCAAGAAAUAAUGCCUUAUCAAAGUUAUUAAUCGCCGAAUCAUACGAUACUUCUGUUGAAAAUUUAUUGUCGUAUUACGGCAAUGGCACGCACAAAGGAAUUCCACCGUUUAAUUUUAAAUUUAUUACACAUAUUCGUAACAGCAGCGAAGCUAGUUAUAUUAAAUACAUCUUGGAGAAAUGGCUUAUAUUUCUUCCAAAAGACACCAAGACCAACUGGGUGCUUUCAAAUCAUGAUAAUUCGAGAGCAGCUUCAAGAAUCGGACUCAACCGAAUCGACGGUCUUCAUAUGCUUAGUCUUCUGUUACCUGGACAAGCAUAUACAUACUAUGGCGAAGAAAUAGCUAUGUUGGACACAAAAAUAUUUUGGAACAGAACUAUUGAUUUUAUGGGUUGCGCCAGAGGCAUAAAUGAAUAUGAAUAUUUUUCAAGAGAUCCAGCGAGGACUCCCAUGCAAUGGAGUUCCAAAAUUUCAGCUGGUUUCUCUACAAAUAAAACCACAUAUCUCCCUAUUCAUUCUAAUUAUGCUUAUAGAAACGUAGAAAUACAACAAAGUAAAAAGAGAAGCAAUUUGAAAACGUACCAGAAGUUGGCUAGUCUAAGAAAAGAGUUAGUUUUUACAAAUGGAGAUUAUGAAUUUGCAAGUCUGAAUAAUGAUCGCGUAUUGGUAUUGAAAAGGUAUUUGGAAAAUCAUCCAGUGUAUAUUGUCGUAAUUAAUUUGGGUCUACGGCAAGAGGAAAUUAAUAUGACUUUAAUUUACCCUAAUUUGGAAGAUACUUUGGAUGUUAUUGUGGCUUCUAGCAAUGCAAUUCGCGUCACAGACACUGUUCCACGGGAUAAUUUUAUAUUAACAGCAAACGCUGCGCUUGUAUUAAAAGGCGAAGAAAAACAAGGCCAAGCCACAACUGAUCCAAUUAUUACUCCAACUAAAGUAACCGGAGAUCAUACAUCCGAAAGUACGACAGAAAAAGGAGGAAAGAGUUCGACAGUAGAACCAGAAUCAACUAGGAAGCCCAAUAAUGCAAUGUCAAGUUGUACUUCUGCAUUCUUGUUAAUGAUAAGCCUCAUAAUAACAUCGUGCAGAUUUUAA